AUGAAAUCCUAUAGAUAUUUGCUUAUACUCAUAAUAAUUGGAUAUGUGAAAUGUGAUGACAAAUAUCCUAGUGACCCUGAAAAACCUGAAGAAAAGAUAGUUACAAUACGGGAAAAUGUUGAAAAUUCUGGAGAUCAAUGUGAUAAUUUUGAAACAAAUGAAACAACUCAUUCGAAUGAAACUGAUAAAUAUGGGCCAUCUUCAAAUGAACCUCAACCACAACCUCUAUCUGUACCACGACCAUUAACUAUACCAAUACCACCACCUACGCAACCUCAAUCAUAUCAACCUGGAUAUCAACCAAUACCUAUACAACAAAUUCAACCACAGCCAUUAACUAUACCACUACAACCACAACAACUACAUGGUUCACACCCAGGAUAUCAACAGUAUCAUCCACAAAUACAACCACAUCCAGGUACAAUAACACAAUAUGGUCCAUAUCAACCUACUCCUAGUCAACCUAUAUUAUUACCACUACCUCAAGCAUAUCAACCACAUUAUGAUCCUUAUCAACCAUUAACUGUACCUCAAACAUACCAAUUAGAACAAUAUCUAGGAUACCAACCACCACCUCAAUAUCAACCAGUACAACAGUAUAUACCUCCUCAACCAUAUUAUCAAACUCAACCACAACCAUAUUAUCCAGUACCUCAAUAUCAACCAACACAACCACAACAUUUAGCUAUACCAACACCUAUUCAACCAACACCCCAACCAGGUACCGGUUAUUAUGGGCCUCAACAUCAACCACAUCCACCAAUUCAUCAACCUUAUGGGCCUAUACCACAGCCUAUACCUAUACCAAUUCAACCACAAAUAACACAGCCAUUGACUAUACCAAUAAAACAACCACAACAACUACAUGGUCCACAACCACCACAGUAUAUACCUCCUCAACAAAUUCAUAUACAACAACCUUAUCAGCCUAUUCAACCACAACCACGUUAUCCUCAUCCACAACAUCCAAUACCUAUUCAUCAACCUUAUGGACCUUAUCAAGCAAUUCAUACAGAUAAACCAAUACAACCACAGGUACCUGUACCACAACCAUCUCAACCAAUACAUCAACCUCCACCACAACAAUUAAGACCAUGUUAUACUCAAUCAGGAUCAACAACUCAACAACAAUCUCGGGAUCAACAACCUCCAGAUCAACAACCUCAACAACAGCAGCAAUCUCAAGCCAGAGGAAAAGGCAGAAGACGUUAUGAAGUACCACCUAGAUUUAGAAAUAGAGAACCACAAAUUCAAGCUGAUGAGUCUAAAGAACAUGAUGAAUCAUCUACUCCUGAAACUACUCAAUCUGAUGAAACUAAACCUACUAAAGAACCAACACAGACACAAGAAGAUACAGAAGAACCUACUCAAAUAGAACCCAUACAUACUAGUGAACCUGAACAGUUGGAACCAGAAACUAUUCCAGUAGAGGUUGGAUCAGAUGAAGAAGAAGAACCUACAGAACCACCUAGUGGACCUGGAGAUGGAGAUCAACCACCAGAUAAACCUGAAGAAGAGGCUGGAGAAGGGGGAGAUGAGGAAGAGGAGGAAGAGGAGGAAGGAAAAAAACCAGAUCAAAGGGUUAAAAUUUGUGAAGUAAUAAGAUUCUUUAAAAAGAAUGAAGAAGGUGUUUUAGUUGAAAUGUCUUGGGGUGAUUAUGAAAUAACAGGUUAUAACACUUAUACUACAAAAUAUACAUUAUAUGAUAAACUUGAGAAAAUAGACUGCGAUGGAGAAACUGUAUACGAAUAUAAAGAAGGAAAAGAAUAUUGCAAUUAUUUAACAUAUAAUAGAAUAAAAAACAGUUUUAUUGUUAGAAAUAAAUCAGGAUUUAUUUUAUGCAGAUUUUCUGAAGGUAUUUGGAAAACAAGUUCUCGCAGCAUUCCAAAUUUUGUCAAAAUUUAUAAAUAUGAUAGUGAAGGAAAUCUGGUUGAAAUAAGUCCUGAAGAAUGUACUAUUGACCUUACUACAGGUGGAUCAUUGAAAUACAAAUUUUUAAAAGAAGUAAAAUGUACUAAAAUUGAAAUUAAAACAAUUAAGGCAUGGGAAAAAAAGGAUGAGAGUGAAUAUCCAAUAGGAUUUAUUAUAACGACUGGAAAUUAUAUGAAAUUAAAUUUUAAGAGGUUUACAAAAGUAUUAGUUAAAAAAAGUGAACCUUUUGAACAUUAUUAUACCGAAUAA
Theileria annulata is the source of this 2181-nucleotide messenger RNA. Its product is annotated as Theileria-specific sub-telomeric protein, SVSP family member, putative. The transcript has a single exon. Bases 1 to 2181 code for a protein of 726 amino acids. The record is from RefSeq and is a predicted model, not a curated record. Lineage: Eukaryota; Apicomplexa; Aconoidasida; Piroplasmida; Theileriidae.